This is a messenger RNA of Girardinichthys multiradiatus, 4138 nucleotides long. It is a transcript of the gene slc38a8a, whose product is annotated as solute carrier family 38 member 8a. The transcript has 10 exons. Lineage: Eukaryota; Metazoa; Chordata; Actinopteri; Cyprinodontiformes; Goodeidae. Gene Ontology annotation, biological process: amino acid transmembrane transport. The record is from RefSeq and is a predicted model, not a curated record. Gene Ontology annotation, molecular function: amino acid transmembrane transporter activity. The coding region runs from base 299 to 1636 and encodes 445 amino acids.
CCUGCAACGCCUGCAAUAGCUUUUAGUUUAGCAAAUAACCACAAAUAACCUUUGUGGCCUCCAUCUAGCUACCCCUUUACCAAACUUUCUGAAGACGCUAAGGUAGUUUUACCUAAUACAUCUGUUUUAUACAUAGGUAUGCAAUGAAUAUUUCCGAGCAGCCCCUGAAGGCAUCAACUGGCCGUUAGACCGACCCUCCCCUCCACCCGGGCUCACCCAGCUCAGUGGCCCCGGCCGUCGGUCCUCAGAGUGCUCCCCUGGCAGACACUGAAUCACGCAGUUUUCUGUUGGUCCGAGAAUGGAGGAAUUGGCUAAGGAGAGUAUCAGUCUGCUGGCUUCAGCCUCUGCCAAGCCGCCACUGGACGUGGAGCCCCGGCUGGGCUCCAUGGGAGCCGUCUUUAUCAUGCUGAAAUCCGCUCUGGGCGCCGGGCUACUGAACUUCCCCUGGGCGUUCGAGAGAUCCGGGGGCAUCCGCAGCGCGGUCAGCGUGGAGCUGAUCUCUCUCGUGUUCCUGAUCAGUGGCCUCAUCAUUCUGGGUUAUUCCUCGUCCAUCAGUGGCCAGUACACCUACCAGGCAGUGGUGAAGAAGCUCUGUGGUAGGGCCAUUGGUCAACUGUGUGAGAUCUGCUUCGUCUUCAACCUUUUCAUGAUCUCUGUGGCCUUUCUGGUCAUAGUGAAUGACCAGCUGGAAAAGUUGUGUGAAACUCUGUACGAGCUGGUGACCGCUAUGCCAAAAUCCGAGAUGCCCUAUCACUUUUACACUGACCACCGAUUUGCCCUGGUUGUGCUCUGCAUCUUCCUCAUCAUGCCAAUGUCCAUCUCCAAGGAGAUCAGCAUCCAGAAAUACACCAGUGUUCUGGGUACCCUGGCUGCAACCUACCUGAGCGUAGCCAUAAUCAUCAAGUACUGCACCAUGCCAACUGUUGCAGAUCACAAAGCCCCUCUCUACUCAAGCGGAAUCAGCUCCUGGGCCUCGAUGUUCAGCAUGAUCCCGACCAUCUGCUUUGGUUUCCAGUGCCACGAGGCGUCCAUCGCUAUCUACAGCAGCAUGGAGAACCAGCGGCUCUCUCACUGGGCCUUAAUCUCUGUGGUCACAAUGAUCAUCUGUCUCAUCAUUUACUCCCUCACAGGGGUUUACGGAUACCUGACAUUUGGAAAGGCUGUGGAUCCGGAUAUUUUAAUGUCAUACUCCAGCUAUGACAAACUGAUGCUCUUUGCCAGGCUGCUAUUUGGCGUGUCCAUCAUCACCAUCUACCCCAUCAUUGUGCUGCUGGGCAGAUCGGUGAUUCAGGACCCUCUGCUGAGCCGGGUGAGGAGACGGGGCGGGGUGUUGAUGGCAAAGUUCGAAAGUCGCAGCCGGUACGUUCUGACUGUACUGUGGAUAACGACAACGCUGCUCAUCGCUAUGUUUGUACCAGACAUCAGUAAGGUCAUCAGUGUCAUCGGAGGGAUCAGUGCAUUUUUCAUCUUUAUAUUCCCAGGACUCUGUUUGAUGUUUGCUAUGCGAUCUGAGCCAGUAUCCUGCAAGACCAGAGUUACCCUCACGAUUUGGGGAGUUGUGACCCUGAUCUGUGGAGCCUUCAUUUUUGGUCAGAGCACCACCAUCGCUGUCAUGGAGCUCCUUGGAAAGAUCUGACUUCCAUGUGACACGUCAGGGUACCUUCCACGAAUAGGUUUGAAGUCAUUUGCUCUACCCUGAGGUCCGCUAUUAGUUUUGAAUGAUGGACAACAAAAACUGAACACACAAUUUUACAGCUUUCAGCUCGAUUUUCUUAUGUGGAUUUAUUGAUUGUAGUUGGAGUGUGACAAAGACAUUUCUGCUGCUGUUUCCAUGAUUGGGUGAAGUAUUUCCUGUGGUUUGUUGAUGCCCAUGCUGUGUAAUGUUUAUACUAAUUUUAUCAAGAAGAGGUCCAAACUUCAGUUGUACCAACCAAGCUUUUCUUUGCCAAUAUCGACUUUCCUGCCAAUUCUGAUAUUUUCUUUUCCUAAAGACUAUAAAAGAAAAAGAAAAAAGAAAAACUGCAGCAGGUGUUUUGAAAGAGGAAGGUGGAGUUGAUUCCUAGAGAAAAUAAAGGAAUUUCAGUCAUCCCCAUCCAUGCAUCAAAGCAUGUCAUUUAUGGAGGACCAAUCCUGCCAUAAUUAAGAAUACAUACAUAAAUAAAUAAAUGACUUAAUAAAAUAAUUACAGGGCCAAAACGUAGCUAGACAUAUAAAUUAGAGUGCCAUUAAAUGCAAUAAAGUAAUAAGAGAUUUAUUCAAUAAUAAAUCAGUCAUAUAUAAAUAUAUAUUUCUGUUUAAAUCUUUUAACUAUUGUAAUUUAUCUAUAUACGCUUAUCUUUUAUUUAAGCUCCCAAUUUUUAAUCAUAUUUUUUUUCAUGAACUCUAUAUUUUUCCUGUUUAAUACAUGAAUUUUUUGCUGUUUUAUUUUUCCCAGAAUCUUUAUUUAUUUAUCUUUUUUUACCAACAAAAUAUAUUUAAUGUUUUUUUUCUUCUUCGUUUUAGUGCCCUUUUAUUUCUUACCUAACAGAUUUCCCUGAGUGUAGAAGCUGAAGUUGCUGACCAAAUGUUUGUGGGAAAAAUAUUUUAACAAUUCCUUGAAGUUAUUGGAGUUAUUUCUGCACUUUUCAGGGAAGACAUUAACCUCAGUCAUAGCAAAUUUGCUAUGACUGAGGUUAAUUUAUAUGUGGUUAAUUUUUGAGGUUAAUUUCUAUGGAGGAAGCUGUCUUGACGUGCUGUGUGAAGCAGCCAAUCGGAUGUCAGUGUUUGAUGAGGAGCUGGCCUAAUCCCGCCCACUGAGUUUGAUGGGUGAAGUUGACAUUUUAAAUUAAUUCAUGAUGACCGUCAAUUUAUUAAUUAAAUAAUUUAAAAGGUUUAUUUAAUAGGACAUUUAACUAUUUUAUUAUGCAUUUCAUAAUUUAAUUGUAUAUUUAAUUAUUUAAUGAUUUAUUAAAUAAAUACAUGGUACAUUUAUUUCUAUAAUGAUAUAUUUAUUUAAUUCUGUCCCUUUUGGCCCUCCAUACUUGUAGUCCUCAACAUGCUGCUGGAAAUGUUAAAUGGAACUCAGUGGGACAGAGAUAGAGGGGGCGGUCUUUGGAACACCGUCACCACCUAAGCUUCUCUCCAAUUGGCUGAGGUCAAGCCAAUAGAAGAAGUAGGUGCUGAGUCUCAUUGCUGCCUGGUUCUGAAAAGGAGCUAGCAGCUGCUAACAUCUGUCAUGUUGUUGCUAAAGAAGUCAGGAGCGUUGUGGAUUUAGUGGGAGAUGGCGCUGUUAGUCGGAAUAGUUUUCUGUAUCCUGUUUACUCUGAGAGAAUAUUUCAGUCUGCCAAAGUAGUAAGAGGCAUUCACGUUUACGGACCCACAUUCAAAAUAAAUCAUGCCUCAGUGACUAACUGUAUUCCCAAUCUAACCAGAGUAAACAUUUUAUGAACUUUAAUGUUAAAUUUGCAUCUUUAAACAUUUCUAAUUAUACUUCUUGAAAAGACUCAGCUAUAUAUUUUUCAGAAAUAAAGUCUGGUAAAUAUGACCAAUAUCUGUCAUCAUAUUAAUAAUCUUAUUAAAGUAAAAUGUCAUUCAAGGGUGAUUUUGCUCGUCCUUGAAUGCCAGAAUCCAUUGGGUAAGUAAAUAAAACAGGGAUAUAUUAGAGGAGAAAAUAUCAGUGCUUAAGAAAUUAAAGGACAGUAAAAUUAUUUGGAAAAAUAUAUUUUUGAGGAAGAAAAACAUGUUUUAAAUAAAUUUUAGUGGUUAAAAAUAUAAAAGAAAUAAAAGAGCUAGGAAAAAUAAAAGAAGAAAAUUCACUUUUGUUUAAUAAAGGAAAAUUAGAAUUCUAGAAAAAGGUAUAAGUGGAAAUUGGAGGUUCAAAUAAAAAACGCAAAUAGAUAAAUUACAAAAGUUAAAGAUUAAAUUGAAAUAAAAAUGUAUAGCUCACUAAUUGAUGAAAUAUUGAAUACAUUUAUUAUUUUUAUUGUCUUGUUCAUAUUUAAUGGCACUCUAAUUUUAAGGUCCUGCUAAUUUUUGGCCCAAUAAUUGACUGUAAUUUAUUAAUUUCUGUAUGUAAUUUCAAUUAUGGCAGUAAUGGUCCUCCAUAUUCAUUAACCUUUGUCUGAUUGUUUAAUAUUAAACUCAAAAGUGCAUCAAAGUA